UGAAAAAGGCGUCGCCAUUCCGGACAGGGUUUUCGGAGUCGGGCCGGAGGUGAUGGCUGCUGCCGCUGGUGUGUCGGGCUUGACGAUGCUAGGGUUGCAAAAGGAUAUGGGGAGAUCGUGAGAUGUGGGGUGAUGAGGCAAAGGGGAAUUCGGGCUGCCGAUGGGUCCGAAAGGGUCGGAGCGCAAUGUCGUGGUCGGAACAGGAAGGUGUCUUGCUCUCCACCUCUUUUGCGAGCUACCUUGACGGAUUUGUGGUGUUCAGAUUCAGAUGGAGCUGCAAAGAAUACUCUACCACUCAGUUUGAGCUCACAUAGUGGUAAGGCUCUGCAGCAUUCAUUCAAGGGUGAAUUUUGGUUAUGUGGUCAACUUUAGGUGUCUGAGGAAUGGUGAGAUAUUGAGUUGGCAACUAUUAGGAGAGUUGGCUGUUUUUUUGUAAAAGGGAUCCCUGCAAGAAAUUGUGGCUAUAUGGCUUUAUUCAUUUAUAUACUUAAAUUGCAACUCACCAGUAUCAUAUUAGUUGAAUUAAACAUUUAGUGCUUAAGUUUUAAGGUAGUGACCGAAGUAUAUAUGACCUUUGCAGAUGAGAAAUAUAUAUCACAUUACUUAUAUAUGUUAGUUCCUUUUUAUCUUUCUCCUCACUUCUUGUAUACCAUUUCCAACCGAUAUGAUAGUCAAACUCUGAUCAAAUGCAACUUUGUUUCCGUGACCCAUGUAAUGCUACAGCUUAUAGCUUCACUUGGCAGUGAUUGAGGGUAAAAACAUUCUCUCUGUGGGGUUAGUCUUAAAUGCAUGGAAGUAUUUAUUCUUGCCCUGAUUCUCAACUGCAAGAACACAUGAAUUCCAAAGAUCACUUCAAAAUCUUGAUACAUUUUCCACGGCAUUCUUGGUUUUUUGAAGUGCCUACUUCACUUGCAGAUAUGAUUUUCACAAUUUUUUUAGCAGGAAUCGUUUAAUAUCAAAAACUCAUUAUGCAAAAUCCCUUUUUUGGGAGGAAAUUGAAGGAGUGGACAUUAUUAGUGGAGAGGAAGCAAUAAAUUAGGGUUUAUCAUGACCAAUGUUACGAGCUUGUGGAAUACUAUUGGAUCUUUGUAAAAUUGAUACAAUAGUGUUACAAUGAAUAUGAUUGGGAAGUCCGGUGACAAAAGAAGAUUCGUUAUAUCAUUAUUUAGUUCGAAUGGGUGAAAUGAGGGAAUAUAUUCUGUAUUCCAUCUUAUUGAUGAUCAUGUCAUGUAAUUCAUUUUGACUAAGAGGAACUGAUUCAUCGUGCAGCGUAGGAGAUAUGUACUGUGAUAUUCUACUUGGUCUCUGAUCCAUGUGGAGAAUGUCGUCUUUAUAAACGAACUAGUAUCAUUAUCUCUUUUGAUACUUACCUGACUGUUAAUAUGUUGGAUACUUGAUUCCAUUUGGUUUGAUGUAUACUGCUUAAACUCCUAUGUGUUUCAGUUGCAGAGAUUAGAAGUGCGAGUACCAUUGCCUAGUUAACACAACCUCGUAGUCGGAUACUCUUGUACUCUUAUACAUGCUUCUAGAGGCAUCGAUAUAUUUUCAUAAGUGCUUUUUCCUAGAUUCCUCCGCACUAAUUAUCAUUUAAACUAUACGUGCACAUUUUUCUUACAUGCCUUUGUAUUCUUCAUAUCGGCUUGCUUUAACCUUGUAAUUUCAUGUGUUGCCACCCUCAGGCAAUUUGUAGUCAGGUCUACUUGGCUUGCUUGUUCUUGCUCAUUCUUUGUUAUUCUGGGCUUGCUCGACAUAAUGCGUCAGUAAAGUCGGUGCAGAGCAUCUCUUGCGACUUCUUUUCAUGGCACAUUUCCACCUCAUACGAUGAAGAUAACUGGGAUACAUUUGGCUAGUAUUUCAUACUCGUUAUACAUGUUGAAAAUGGAAGUAGCAUCAUUUGCAAAGAAAAAUCUACCUCAAGUAUUUUUUUAUUUCUUCCAAUGACAACAUUGUUGUGUACUGCUGACAGGCUCAAAAAACUGGAAGCGAUGCCACAGAUCUGAAAGGCUCCAUGAGACAGAGAAUGAGGUUUCUUGUUGCAGUUUGCUUCGGAUCAGCCAAGAAGAGAACGGAGUCCUCGUGAAUGAUCAACACAACGCGAAUCUUUGAUCCAAGAAAUCUCAUGUUUUAGCCGACAUUUAGAAGAAGACGACGAGACAUAAGGCGAUCGGGGAGGCAAGAGAAGCGCUGUCGAGAACCGGUGGCUCGAGCGGAAGAGAGGUGGAGAGGAGAUCGGUGCAUUGGAGCUUGUUCUCGGGAGGCGAAGCGAAGCUUUUUGGAUCGAGCCAUCCGAUAGCCGGUGAGUGGGAAAGAGACGAUGGAGAUGGCGGCGCGGAAGCAGGGGAAGACCAACUUCGCCGUCACCUGUAGCCUCCUCAGCCGUUACAUCAAGGAGAAGGGGAGCGUCGCCGAGUUAGGGAUCGAGAUGGGCCAACGACCCGAAUACGCCGCCAAAGGCAAAUCGCAAGCGUUUCGGCCGCCGCCGACCACCAUGAGCCUGUUGCCGGGAGCGGACGGCGAGAAGGAGGAAGACGUUUCCUCCGCCGGAAACGCCAUGGAGCUGUUUCCACAGCGGGCUGGCUUCGUCCCCUCUCUCGCGGCUGUGGCCGAAGAUGCCAGUAAACAAGAAAGGAACCAACUCACAAUCUUCUAUGGAGGGAAGGUGAUGGUGUUCGACAAUUUUCCAGCUAAGAAAGCCAAGGAUCUGUUGCAGCUAGCAAGCAAGGGGAGCUCAACUGCACAGAAAUCUGGCCAUCUAUCAAGAACAGUACAGCCUAAUCUAUCUUACCUUCCUAUCGCUCGAAAUGCGUCACUCCAGCGAUUCCUCGAGAAGAGAAAAGAUCGGAUCAGUGCGAGAGCACCAUAUCACGUUACUGCCUCUCCUGAAACGGUGAAUCCUGUGAAGCAAGAGAAGAGCGGAUCAUGGCUUGGCUUGGGUCCUCAAUUCUCAUUUCCCAGCCUCAGUCUGAGCUCUGAGCACACCAGAUAGGAUCACCCGUAAGGCUCAGGAAUCUCAGAUGAUGUCAAGUCUUGAUUACUUCUUUUUCUAGAAUACUUCUUCGUGGUACUGUAAAAAAUGUGUUCGAUGUCACUGACGACUUAGGUUUCAGAUUCUUCCUUAUUAACAGACUGUCUCAUACUGUUGCCUUAUAGGAAUCAAAGGAACAUACAUGUACCUAUUAUCAUGAUAAAUUCAAUACAAAUUUUGUUUGCAGAA
This is a messenger RNA of Musa acuminata AAA Group (dessert banana), 3214 nucleotides long. Its product is annotated as protein TIFY 10a. The transcript is spliced from 8 exons. The record is from RefSeq and is a predicted model, not a curated record. Gene Ontology annotation, biological process: regulation of defense response; regulation of jasmonic acid mediated signaling pathway; response to wounding. Gene Ontology annotation, cellular component: nucleus. NCBI's taxonomy places the organism in Eukaryota, Viridiplantae, Streptophyta, Magnoliopsida, Zingiberales, Musaceae. The coding region runs from base 2315 to 2986 and encodes 223 amino acids.